AUGAGUGAAGAGAGAGAAACCGGCAAAGAGGCGAGAGAUGCUACGACGGAGGAGGAAGAUCUUCUCCAUCGAAGCACAAAAAAACCUAAAGGCCCUGCUAUGGAAGAUCAACCUAUGGAUGAUCACAUGGCAGAGGAGGAUAUCCAGGUGAAUGUGACUAGCAACGGGGGAAAAAAGAAGGAAGAGUCAGGUGAUUCAUCUAACAGGAAGUUGGUGUCAUAUAAAGAUUCUCUUCUUGGUUUUAAUGGAGGACCCCAUGUUGCUGAUAGCGAUGAGGAAGAUUGGGUAGAAAAACUACGUAAGGAAGAGGACGAAGAAGAAGGGGAUGAGGUCUUUGUUACGGUUGAUGGUAAGGAGGAUCCUCUUUGCCCAACGUACUCUUUUCCAAAAGCCUUGCAUUUAGAAGGUUGCAGACCUUGGAGACAGGCAGUGAUUGUGAAACUUCUGGGGAAGAAAGUUGGAGUUAGAUUCUUACUCAAUCGUUUACUGAGAAUGUGGAAUAUCUCAGGCACAUAUGAGUUCAUUGAUCUGGAGAAUGACUACUUUUUGUUCCGAUUUUCAAAUAAGAAUGAUUACUCUCAUGUUUUGGAGGAUGGUCCUUGGAUCAUAGCUGAUCAUUAUGUGGUAGUUCAACGGUGGCGUCCAUUUUUUAAUCCUUAUGAUGAUGAGAUCAGAAAGCUGGCAGUUUGGAUUCGUAUUCCAGGACUUCCUAUUGAAUUCUAUACCUCUCAUCAUUUGUGGAAUAUAGGUAGUAUUUUUGGUCGCACAUUGAAGAUUGAUAGGAACUCUAUCAGGAAACGUGAUUCUGGUGAAGGUGAUAUUACAGAGAGAGCAAAGUUUGCUAGAAUUUGUGUCGAAGUUGAUCUUAGGAAAGGCUUUUUGUCCAAAUUCUGGAUUGCUGAUCGUAUCUUCCAUGUUGGAUAUGAGGGUCUCCACUUAGUUUGUUUUGCUUGUGGAAAGUAUGGGCAUAGAAGGGAUCAGUGUUCCCAUAGUAAUCUUCAACAAGAUACUACGGCUUAUUCUCCUGAAGUUUCUGACUCGGUGGUGCAUAAGCAGCCGGAAAAAGAUUCUGUUCCGGCGAAGGAGGAACCGUUUGGGAAUUGGAUGCUAGUGCAGCCGUUACGUAAUAAGGCAGUUUCCAAUUAUCAUCCUAAUCACAGACAGGUCAUUCAAUCAGGUUCAAGAUUUCAAGCUAUUGCUGAGUUGGCUCAAAAGGAUAAUAAUAUCUUAAUUAUUUCUGAUUCUCCAGUGAUUGAUUCAAUCAGCAUUGAAUCUGGUCUGACACGAAUUAAUCAUGGGGAAUUAAUUGCUCAUAAUGAAGAACCGUUGGUGAAAAAGGAUAUUCAAAUGGAAACAGUUUCUCCAUCUGCUAACCUAUCCGCGGGCAAGUCGAGAAAAGAGGUCCAAAGUCAAGGAGUAAAAUUCAAAGAGAACCAAAAGAAGAAAGCAACUGCAUCAUCUGCUAAAGUUCAUCAGCUGGUCCAGAAUGCUAAUAUUAGCAAAGGCAGAUUAAAUGCUUCAAAAGGUGCAGAAUCUCAAAAGAAUAAUUUUAAACUUGAUUCUCAGAAGAAUAUGUCGGAGGAUUUCCAAGAUAGACAAAUUGUCUUGCACCCUUCUAUAUCUAAAUUCCAGAGGAAGACGUCUCAUGUGGUUAAUGAUCAGCAAGAGACUCUUCCUUCUUCUAGUGGCUUGGAUAAUGGAGGUAAACAUGGAAGACCACCAGAUGCUCUUACAGGGGCUGGGAAAAGGAUUUUUCCGCCUCUAAUUCGGGAUCUUUCUCAUAGAUACAGUAUUAAAGUUAUGGCUUUGUUAGAAACUAGAUUGAGUGGUGUUAUGGCGGAUAGAGCUAUUCGGCGUCUUGGUUUUUCUGGUCACUUUCAUCGUGAUGCUGUUGGUUUUUCUGGCGGUAUUUGGGUGCUUUGGAACACUGAUGAAGUUUCAGUGGAUGUUCUUUUUUCUCAUCACCAACUUGUCCAUACUAAAAUUUGUUGGGUAAAAGAAAAUAGAGAGGAGUUCAUGACUUUUAUUUAUGCAAGUCCGCGAAGACAGGAACGUAUUCAGCUGUGGGAAAUUCUGUCUUCACUGUUUGAUCAGUCCAUGAGGAAUGCAGCUUGGGGGAUAGCAGGUGAUUUUAACACUUAUUUGUAUGAGUAUGAGAAGCUAGGUGGUAAUGGGCAUAACUGGAAUAGCAUGAGGGAAUUUCGUGAUUGUUUAGAUGAAUGUAGCUUGUCUGACAUUGGCAAUCAAGGUCCUAUUUUCACUUGGCAAAGAAGAAAUCUUCAGGAACGUCUUGAUAGGGUUUGCGCUAAUGAUAAUUGGAACUUGGUUUUCCCUAACCGUGUGGCUUUCAACUUGCCUUUCUUUGGCUCAGAUCAUCGACCAGUGUUAUUAUGGGAAGGUCAACCUGCUAUUUAUCCGAGAGGGGAGCGUCCUUUCCGUUUUCUAGCGUCCUGGUUAACAGAGAGCACUUUUCAUGAGGUGGUUAAUGGAUGUUGGUCAAACAAUGUAAACUGGAUGCAUGCUAUGGAGACAUUUCAGAUUAAUGCUUCGGAAUGGCAUAGAAAUGUUUAUAGGAUUGCUCUGAAAAGAAAGAAUGAUUUGCAUGCAAGGAUUAGAGGUAUUGAUAGAUGUCUUAGUUAUCAGUACAGUCAUAGCCUUGAGAUGUUGCAAAAGGAUCUAUGGAGGGAACUAGACAAGAUUUAUCUUCAAGAGGAAAUUACUUGGUUUCAAAGAUCAAAAUUGAAUUGGUUUGCUCUUGGAGAUAGGAACUCGCGUUUCUUUCAUUCUGUGACGGUUGCCAGACGUAGGAGGAAUCGCAUAGAUACGUUGAAAAACUCAGAGGGAGUUUGGAUUGGUGAUCAACAGGUUUUAAUGGAAAUGGCUGUUUCUUUCUUUGAAAAUCUGUACACAAAAGAUCCAUUACCUAAACCGGCUUUUCCAGUUCGUGGCUUUUUUCCAGUUAUUGAAGCGCAUGCUUUAGACACGAUGAGUAUUAUGCCAAACAGUAAGGAGAUCAGAGAUGUAGUCUUCUCUUUUGGUCCAUACAAGUCGCCUGGGAAGGAUGGGCUUAAUGCUCUUUUCUUUCAAUCUCAGUGGGAUAAG
Gastrolobium bilobum is the source of this 3102-nucleotide messenger RNA. RefSeq lists its product as uncharacterized. Gene Ontology annotation, molecular function: catalytic activity; zinc ion binding; nucleic acid binding. The transcript is spliced from 3 exons. The record is from RefSeq and is a predicted model, not a curated record. The annotation marks the transcript as partial. Lineage: Eukaryota; Viridiplantae; Streptophyta; Magnoliopsida; Fabales; Fabaceae.